Molecule: messenger RNA, 1719 nt
Organism: Salvia miltiorrhiza (redroot sage)
Lineage: Eukaryota; Viridiplantae; Streptophyta; Magnoliopsida; Lamiales; Lamiaceae
Product: la-related protein 6C
Exons: 8
Coding region: 260-1450 (396 amino acids)
Biological process (GO): RNA processing
Cellular component (GO): nucleus
Molecular function (GO): mRNA binding
Source: RefSeq, a predicted model, not a curated record
UAAACAUACAAAUCAUUUGAAUCAACACUACAAUUGAGGAGAAAACAACCAAUUUCCCCUCAAAUUCCUACAACCACCAAUCCCAACCUUACUACAAAACCAACACUCCCAAAAUGUGCAUGAAGAAGUCGAAGCAAAGCCACAGCUUUGAUCCAAAAUAAUUUAUUUACUUUUUUAUUUUUUCCCUUUAUCUUUUUAACAAAAAGAUCAUUCUCGUGUAACAAAAAAAAAAUUCACAAAAAAAAAGGUUACAAACAGAAUGGCGCAAAUGAGCGAACAAGAUUAUGCUCGAGAAAAAGAAGAAUCGAAGAGCGAGAGCCGGCGGAGCAGCAGCGGCGGGGCGUUCAAGUUUAACGUGGCGGCGCCGGAGUUCGUGCCGACGAUGGUGGCGGCCCCUGCGGCGGCCCAGGUGCCCAUAACUGGGUACUUCUACCCGUGCUUCCAGUCGAUGGACGGCACGACGGGCAGCUGGAUUUACGUGUCCGAUCAAGAAAUCACGAUCCCAUUGGUUCAGCCAAAACCUAGCGCCAAAGUGGCCUCUCCCCACAUUGCUCAGCCUAAGGAAGCCGCCCUCUCCGAGGAGCUCAAGCAAAAGAUCAUCAAACAGGCGGAAUACAUGUUCAGCGACAUGAGCAUGCUGGCCAAUGAAACCCUCGUCAAACAUGUCAAUAAGGAUCCUGAAGGCUAUGUGCCUAUAAAUUUCGUCUCCACUCUGAAGAAACUGAAAUCCCUGAACGUCAACAACCAGAUGGUGGCGCAGGCUCUCCGUUGCUCAUCAAAACUGAUCGUGAGCAGUGAUGGGAAGAAGGUGAAACGCAAGCAUCCCUUCACCGAGAAAGAAAAAGAGGAGCUCCAGCUGCGAACUGUGAUAGCUGAAAAUCUCCCUGACGAUCACUCCCAUCAGAAGAUAGAGAAAAUGUUCAAUGUGGUCGGAAAUAUCAAGUCGAUCCGCAUAUGCCAACCACAGGACCACAAUUCGUCGCGCUCUUCAAAGGGCGAUAUAGUUAUCAGCAACAAGCUUCACGCGCUGGUCGAGUAUGAGAAUCCAGAGACAGCCGAGAGAGCAGCGGAGAAGCUGAACGACGAAAGGAACUGGAGAAAGGGGAUGCGUGUGAGGGUGAUGCUGAGGCGGUCGCCCAAGUCUGUGCUCAAGUGCCGCAAGUCAGAAUUCGAGGCGUGUUUGGAGGAUGAGGGAGGCAGCCACCACGAGGAUCCGUCCCGCCUGAGCAACUCGGAAACAGAGGCUGAUGAGAAUGGAGCGACGCUGAAGAGGAGCUGGUCUAAAAACAGAGGGAAGGCGAAGCAGCGGCCGCAGCUGCAGGCCACGCGCAGCCUGCCUGCCACUUCAUCGCACUUCGGCACCAACUUCCCCGUCAAGGGCCCCAGGAUGCCCGACGGCACUCGAGGCUUCACCAUGGGCAGAGGAAAGCCGCUUGCCAUCCAAGUUUGAUUCAUUCUUUUUCGGACAAGGAAUGUAGUUCGUUUUGGUUUUCAAUUUCCAUUAGCUCCUAGACCACUCAUCCUCGAUCUCUUUUGAUGGAUGCUUUCCUAGUUUCUUUUGUUUUUUUCAUUUUUCAGUCCCUUCUACUUUUGCAUUGCUCCGCUCGAUCAUAUGGUCAUGGAGUUAGGAUUCGGGUACAUGGGAGAGAACUUUAUGUUUUCAUAACUUAUAACCAUAUUGUAUUUUUUUUUUUUUAUACAUUUUUCUUUUUCGGUUCU